Molecule: messenger RNA, 1808 nt
Organism: Drosophila novamexicana
Lineage: Eukaryota; Metazoa; Arthropoda; Insecta; Diptera; Drosophilidae
Gene: Lmx1a
Product: LIM homeobox transcription factor 1-alpha
Exons: 3
Coding region: 1-1758 (585 amino acids)
Biological process (GO): neuron differentiation; regulation of transcription by RNA polymerase II
Cellular component (GO): nucleus
Molecular function (GO): RNA polymerase II transcription regulatory region sequence-specific DNA binding; DNA-binding transcription factor activity, RNA polymerase II-specific
Source: RefSeq, a predicted model, not a curated record
AUGUUGGAGUUUUAUCCAAUGCCCACGAACCUCAAUCAAGUCGGUGGCAGUUUAUAUUCGCUGCAGCAGAAUCAUGGCGGCGCACGUUUCCUGGACAGUCCCAGUGCAACGGCAAAUGUAAACAGCAACAUGACAACUGCCUGUUUGCCCAACAGCAGCAGCGGCAGCAGCAGCAGCAACAACAACAGUAAUAUCCAUAGCAACAACAACAGCAACAACAUCAAUUUGGCAGCAAGCAUUUCCGGCAGCAGCAGCAACAACCCGACAGCAACAGCUUCAUUAACGGCAUCUGUAAUUUCCUCACAACAACAACACCAACAACAGCAGCAACACGCGGUCUCACCAGCGCCAAUUAACAGCUGCCCAACGCCCACAGGUCACAGUCCCAUCAACAACAACAAUAACAACAGCAACAGCAACAACAACAACAGCAAUAACAAUAACAGCAAGAGCCAAAACUCCGCCUGCAACACAUUAACAGCUGCUGCUGCCGCAACAACAGCAACAGCAGCCAUCUCUGCGCCAGCAACAGCAGCAACUGGAGCGGGCACCGCAUCGACGGCGUCGGCGUUGGCGCUGGCGUCAGCAUCGAAAUUGUCUGCUGAUUGCAGUGGACGCACAGAAGUGGGCCACAUCAAGUGCGAGAAGAACUAUGAGCUGUGCGAGGGCUGCGGCCAGAAGAUCCACGACCGCUAUCUGAUGAACGUGGGCGAUGCCAACUGGCACGAGCAGUGCCUGGCCUGCUGCUACUGCGGCAUUCAGCUGCACCACACUUGCUACGUGCGCAACUCGAAGCUCUACUGUAAGCUGGACUACGAUCGGCUGUUUGGGGUGAAGUGCGCCGCCUGCUGUCAUGCCAUAUUGCCGCAGGAGCUGGUGAUGCGGCCCAUACCCAACUAUGUAUUCCAUCUGCCCUGCUUCGUGUGCUACGCCUGCCGUCUGCCGCUCCAGAAGGGCGAACAGUUCAUGCUGCGGGACGGCCAGCUCUUCUGCUAUCGCCACGAUCUGGAGAAGGAGAUAUUUCUGGCGGCUGCAGCCGCACAGCACUGCGGGUUUGUUGGGCUGGACGAGGAGGAUCUGCUGCGGCCACGGGACGGACGGCGCGGCCCUAAGCGACCGCGUACCAUACUAACCUCCCAGCAGCGCAAGCAGUUCAAGGCCUCGUUUGAUCAGUCGCCCAAGCCAUGCCGCAAGGUGCGCGAGGCGUUGGCCAAGGACACGGGUCUAUCCGUGCGUGUGGUGCAAGUCUGGUUCCAGAAUCAGCGGGCCAAGAUGAAGAAAAUACAGCGCAAGGCGAAACAGAAUGGCGGCACUGCGGGCGGCUCAGGCAAUGGGCGUGGCAACAGCAGUGCCGGCGCCUCUGAUGACAAGGACGCCAGCGAAAAGGAGGAGAAGUGCGUGAAACAGGAGCAUGGCGUGGACAAUGUGGGCGGUUUCCUGAGUGGCAUGGACAGCGCAUUUGCCAGUCAGCCGCUGAAUCCGAAUUUGCCCUUCUCACCGGAUGACUAUCCGGCCAAUUCGAAUGACAGCUUCUGCAGCUCCGACCUUUCGCUGGACGGCAGCAACUUUGACCAGCUGGAUGACGACGCCGAUUCGCUGUCCCUGAACAAUCUGGAGCUGCAGUCGACCAGUUCGUCGGGGAACCACAAUCAGCACUCGAAUCCGCACGACAUGCUGGCCAAUCUGAAUACGAGCCUUAUCAAUCCCAUCGACAAGCUGUAUCUCAUGCAGAACUCGUACUUCAGCUCGGACCACUAAGCGCCGGACCCGAACACGCACACGGACACAGACAGAGUCGUAUCCAGACG